GCAACGGUCAUUAACAUUAGCAAAACGAGGAUCAGCCCACCCUCUUCAAGAAAAGGCAAAAGUUUCACUGCAAAAGAAGGAAAUCAGACAUCUCCCAGUUCCACGCGGAGUUUUCGUCGUUAAAAAAAAUUAAAGCUGUAUAAUAUCUCUCAAAUCCAAUCCCUCUCGCUUUCAGGAAUGGAAGAUGAAACAACUGACGACAAUGCCAUAUCAGAGAGGGCUCUGGACUCUUACGUUAACUUCCAAAAACGGUCAUUAUUGCAUCGUUAUCUGACUUGCUUUCCACUUGACGAUUAUGCUCAGUCAUGGUCAGGAAACGAAGCUAAAUAGCUUGACCUAACUGAAAAAAUUCACAUUCUCUGUCGUCUCCCACGCCGUGAAGCAGUGAAACUACUACAAGUGCACCAGAAUGUUGGGGCAGAGAGUUUGGGGAUUUAUCGUGGCUGUCUCCUGUGGCUUUUUUAUUGUAGCAAUUGCACAAACUACGGAUCCUGUUGAAGUCAAGGCACUGCGAGCAGUCAAGAGCAGGUUAAUUGACUCUAUGAGGCAUCUCAGGAGUUGGAACAGGGGGGAUCCCUGUAAUUCCAACUGGACUGGAGUUUUAUGUUUUGAUACAAAUGGAGCUGAUGGAUACUUGCAUGUCAAGGAGCUCCAAUUGCUAAACAUGAAUCUAUCUGGUAGUUUAGCCCCUGAACUUGGCCAACUAUCUCAUCUUCGAAUUUUAGAUUUCAUGUGGAACGAAUUGACUGGCAGUAUACCCAAGGAGGUUGGAAAUAUUUCAUCAUUGCGGCUUCUGCUCUUGAAUGGAAACACGUUAUCGGGUUCUUUACCUGACGAGCUUGGUUAUCUUGCAAGUUUGAAUAGACUUCAAGUAGACUCGAAUCAUAUUUCAGGUCCAGUGCCAAAAUCAUUUGCUAGCUUGAUCAGUGUGAAACAUCUACAUUUGAAUAACAACUCGAUUAGCGGUCAAAUUCCAGCCGAAAUUUCCAAAUUACCAAGACUUCUUCACUUGCUUUUGGAUAACAAUAAGCUUUCUGGGAAUCUUCCACCUGAAUUCUCAAACUUGUCAGAGCUGCGCAUACUUCAGCUUGAUAACAACAAUUUUAAAGGGUCUAAAAUACCAGCUACUUAUGGAAACUUCUCCAAAUUGGCAAAAUUAAGUCUAAGAAAUUGCAGCUUGCACGGAGCUAUUCCUGAUCUUAGUAUGAUACCAAAUUUAAUCUAUUUGGAUCUUAGCUGGAAUCAACUUACUGGAAAUAUACCUUCAAAUAAGCUAUCAGAUAAUAUGACAACUAUCUAUCUGUCACAUAACCAUCUUAACGGAUCCGUCCCUGAAAGUUUCUCCCGUCUUCCUUUUCUUCAGAGGCUGUCACUUGAAAAUAAUUUUUUGACGGGCUCAGUCCCUGCUAACAUUUGGCGUAACGUUUCCUUCUCCAAGGGCGCUAGGCUUAUUCUUGAUCUGAGGAACAAUUUACUCUCGAACAUUUUAGGAGAGUUAAAUCCUCCAGAGAAUGUCACUUUAAGGCUUGAAGGCAAUCCUGUCUGCAGAAAUGAAAAUAUAUUGAACACAGGCCAGUUCUGUGCGUCUGAAAGCAAAUGGGAUGAGGGUAAUGAAAGUUCAACAAAUUCAACACUGACAUGUCCUAUCUACGCAUGCCCAACGGAUGAUUUUUUUGAAUAUGUCCCAGCAUCUCCAGUGCCAUGCUAUUGUGCAGCUCCUCUUAGAAUUGGAUACCGGCUGAAGAGCCCUAGUUUCUCUUAUUUUCCUCAACAUAUUUCUUCAUUUGAGAAGUAUCUAACCAGCACUCUGGACUUGGAACUUUACCAACUAUCAAUCAAUUCAUUUUUGUGGGAAGCAGGCCCCCGUUUGAGGAUGUACUUGAAGAUUUUUCCUGCCUUUAAUCGUUCUCACUCGGGUGUAUUCAAUUUAAGUGAGAUUCAGCGAAUCAGAGGCAGAUAUACAUCCUGGGAUUUUCCUAGAACUGACUUCUUUGGGCCAUAUGAGCUUCUCAAUUUCACUCUGCUGGGACCUUAUUCAAACAUAUGCUUCGAAAGUCAAAGGACAAGUAUCAGUAAGGGCAUUUUGGCUGCCAUUAUAGUAGGAGCUGUGGUCUGUGUCGCAGUAUCUUUGAUAGUUACACUUCUGGUGACAAGAAGACAUGCUAGAUACCAGCAUGUAUUGUCAAGGAAACACUUAUCCUCAAAGAUUUCCAUGAAGAUUGAAGGUGUGAAAGGCUUCGCAUAUAAAGAAAUGGUCCUGGCAACAGACAAUUUUAACAGCUCAAAUCAAAUAGGCCGAGGAGGUUAUGGCAUAGUUUACAGGGGGAAUUUGUCUGACAACACAGUUGUUGCCAUCAAGCGUGCGGAAGAAGGAUCCUUACAAGGCCAAAAAGAAUUUCUGACAGAGAUAAAACUAUUGUCAAGAUUGCAUCACCGGAAUUUAGUUUCAUUGGUUGGUUACUGCGAUGAAGCAGGGGAGCAGAUGUUGGUCUAUGAGUACAUGCCGAAUGGAACCUUGAGUGAUUGGCUUGCGGCUAAAGCAAAACAGAAUCUGAACUUUGGUAUAAGGUUGCGAAUUGCAUUGGGUUCAGCCAAGGGCAUCCUUUACCUCCAUACUGAAGCACACCCUCCUGUAUUUCACCGGGAUAUCAAAGCCAGCAACAUACUUUUGGAUUCCCACCUCAAUGCUAAAGUUGCUGAUUUUGGCCUGUCACGUCUUGCUCCAGUCCCAGAUGCUGAAGGAACUUUGCCUAAUCAUGUGUCCACUGUUGUGAAGGGAACACCGGGAUACCUUGAUCCAGAAUACUUCUUGACCCAUAAGCUGACAGACAAAAGCGAUGUCUAUAGCCUUGGAGUUGUGUUUCUGGAGCUCUUGACGGGUAUGCGACCAAUAUCACGUGGCAAAAACAUUGUCCGAGAGGUGAAUAUGGCUCACAAGUCGGGCACAAUGUUCUCCAUCAUAGACAGCAAAAUGGGCUCUUACCCAUCUGAAUGUGUAGAUAGGUUCUUAAAUCUGGCACUCGCAUGUUGCCAUGACAAGCCAGAAAAUCGACCACCGAUGUUGGACGUGGUGAGAGAGCUUGAAAACAUACUCAAAAUGAUGCCAGAAACUGAUUUCAUCUUUCCAGAAUCCAGUUCCACGCAUUCUGGCCAAUCAGCAUCAUCAUCUUAUGUGAACAGGGAUCUGUACAUGUCUUCUGAUAUUGUGGGGAGUGAUCUUAUUAGUGAUGUUACUUCGACCAUUACACCUCGCUAGACAGACGCUCAGAGAAUUCCCCCACUUUUUCUUUUCUUUUUUUUUGUUUCUUUUACCUCAUAAUAGAGGUGGGGAAGGCUUUUUUUUUUUUGCUCAUGUACAGUUUAGGCAUAGUAUGUGAAGUAAAUUAAGUCAUAAACUAGUGGUAUAUUUUGAAAUAUAUUUACCAAAAAUUAUUACU
Tripterygium wilfordii is the source of this 3437-nucleotide messenger RNA. Its product is annotated as probable LRR receptor-like serine/threonine-protein kinase At1g06840. Gene Ontology annotation, biological process: protein phosphorylation. The coding region runs from base 410 to 3256 and encodes 948 amino acids. Gene Ontology annotation, molecular function: protein kinase activity; protein binding; ATP binding. The transcript has 21 exons. The record is from RefSeq and is a predicted model, not a curated record. NCBI's taxonomy places the organism in Eukaryota, Viridiplantae, Streptophyta, Magnoliopsida, Celastrales, Celastraceae.